Molecule: messenger RNA, 3497 nt
Organism: Ectocarpus siliculosus
Lineage: Eukaryota; Phaeophyceae; Ectocarpales; Ectocarpaceae
Source: the annotation of a GenBank genome assembly
AUGAUGAGCAGGACGAGGACCGACACGGGCUACCGACCUACAGCGGCGGCGACGACGACCAUGGCGUUGCCAGCCGGGAUGGGCCUGUCCGCUGCGGCGGCCGCGGCCGGCUACUCCUACCAGAACUCGCCGUCGGCGCCACAACAGCAGCGGCAGUUGGCGGUGACCGAUCUGCUGCUCUCUGGCGGGCAGGAGCACUCCGCCAACAACAGCAGCGCCGCCGCUGCUGAGGAUGCCAUGAUUGCAGGAGGAGGAGGAGGUCCGUUGGGCACUUCCCCUACAACCCCGACUGGGGCUAUUCACCUCACGCGCUCUGCCUCUGGUCGUGCUGCUGCUGCUGCGGCCGCCGCCGCCGCUGCUGCUGCCGCCGCUCGGGAUUCAGGAAGAGCGAUGCAGCAACAGGCCAUGCCUCCGCCGCGGCCAAGAGUCAUCUCGGUGACCUCGCCGCCGCCCCCGGUCCCCCCCCCUUCGAUCAUCGCCGCCGUCGCGGACCUGCGGCAAGGGAGGAGCGCCGUGCUCCCUGGGCGGGGGGCGGGGCUGCAGGCGGCGCUGUGCGGAAAGCGGGGGCGCCGAGCGCUACGGACGUCGGAGGGGCUCAGCGACGAGGUCAAGAAGCGGUUCCCGCGGCAGGCGGAUCAAGCGGCACGCCUAACCGACGUGGAGGAACAGCUGGACAAGAGGAUCAACAGGGUCCGACGAAAGCUCCUGUACAAGCUGGAACAGCUGGAGUGGCCGUCCAAGUGCCUGCGCACGUGGCUGUCGCUGGAGGUGACGAGCGCGCCGAAGCCGGGGCAGAGACGGCGGCAGCCAUCGCCGCAGCCACGGCAGCAGCAGCAGCAGCAGGCAAGGCCCGGCGCGGAAUCAGGAAAGCAGGGGAACCGGAAGGGGAAGAAGGGGAAGAUGCCGGCGACGGGCGGAAAGGGAGCCGAGGACGACGGCAAGAAGGCCCUAGAUGCGGCGGCGGGGGACGGGGGCGACGUGGAGUUAGAAUGGUUCGUGCUGGCCAGGCUCCAGGGAUCGUUGGUGGGCGCCCCCGCCGACGGCGUGCAGAGGCGGUUCACUUCUUUCUUCUCGAGCGUGGCGUUGGAGCUGGACGGGAAGGCGUUCCCGGAUGUUGCGGCUGUGGAGUGGGUGCGGUCAGCGGGGUGCGAGGAGCUCCACUGCGUCGAGCUGCGGCUGCCCUUGGCCGGGUGCCUGUCGAGGGGGCUGAAGGAGAUAAGCGUCAAGGCGGUGCUGGCGGCGAGAGUGGACGAGGACAGGCCGCGCAGGUUUGUUGUGUCUGCUCCUCUCAGGCAGGUCCUCCGGCUGACCAAGCGCGUGGACACCAAGCCGGUCCUGAUGGCGGCUGUUUACGAAGCUUUGCGGCUCAAGGGCGCUCUUCCCGGGGGCACAAGAGCAGCAGCAGCGGCGGCCGCCGCCGCGGCAGCAGCGGAUCCAAAUGGUGCAGGAGGUGGGCAAGGCAGUCACGGUGGCGGCGGCGUCAGCGGUGCUGGCGGCGGGACCAUGCUCCACUGCGACCCCGAACUCGCGGGGGUUUUGGGCGCGUCGUCCUUUCCGUUCAGCCAGCUGGAGGAGGCCCUCGGUCCCCACGUAGAACCCGCCGAAUCGCCUUCCUUGGUCGCCACAGUCUCGCUGGAGAAAGGGAACGCGGUGGAAACGUGCGCGGACGUGACCGUUGACACCGAGACCCCCUUUCAGCUCCGGGCGGCGCAGUCUCUUCUCGGCAGCGACGGCGGCAGAGGAGCAGGAGGAAGCGCGGAGGGAGCACCCCUCCGACAGAACGGCGCCGUGGCCGUCGAGCAAAGGGCGGGUCUGGGAGGGGGGCCGGCUGAGGGGGGAGGGGGGCACACACGGGCGCUUGGGGUGCCUACUGUGGAAGAGAGAGAGGCGGAGCUCCAGCUCGGCCGACAGGUUUCCUACCUUGCGGAGGCCGUGAACGCCUCCGGCAGGAGGGCCGCGAUGCUCCGAGCCCUCUCCGAGGCGCCGUUGGAGGCCUUGCAACGCCUGGGUGCACAGAUGCAGGCCGACGAGGAGCUCUUGGCGGCGGCUGCGGGUGUGGAGCGGCCUAGGCGAGAAGGGGAAGCGGAGCCUUGGUCGGAUGCCGGCGUGUGCGCACGAGUGGUGCAAGGGCGGGCGGAGGCGCUGAGGAAGGAACAGAUGCAGCAGGCCCUCGAGGCGGACAUCCGGGUCAGGGCGGAGCAGAACGCCCUCGCCGAGGACGCGGCCAAGGAGAAGGAGGCGAGGGCGGCGGCAGCGGCGGCGGCGGCCAUGGCCCAGGCACAGGCGGCACAGGCGGCGGCGGCGAAGCAGGCGGCCGAGCGGGAGAUGAUUCUCCAGCAGCAGCAGCAGGCGCAGCUGCUGCGCAGGAGAGAGGCCCAGCUACAAGAACGCGCACUGCUUGAAGAGAGAGAGGCCAAGCGACGGCAUCAGCAGCAGCUUCAGAUGCAAGAGCAACAGCAGCAGCAACACAGCCGAGAGUACCAGCAGUGGCCCGGCGCCUCCUCUGAAGGUUACGCACAGCACGGUGACCGAACACGACGUAGCGAUCAGCAGCAGGAAUACCGGAAUCAACCGCCGGGCGGUUUCCGCAACGACGGUCAGAGAGGGCUCAGGCAACAGGAGUACCUACAACAGCCUCCGCCGCCUUCGCAACGGCAAGAGCAGGAGCAAAGAACAGCGAAGCACGGCGUGUCAGAGGAGGCCGAUUGGGCACGAGGGCCCCGAUCGGAGCAGCAGCAUCAAGAGUCGAGCGGCGGAGAGGAAACUCAACGGAUGCUGCUGCAGCAGCGGCGACGGCAGGAGAACGACCCGGACAAUUCUUCCUACGUCGCGUGGCAGAGUCAGGCAGAGCGCCGGCAAAAUGAUGUGGAUCGAAAACGGCCCUAACAAAGAGAGAAAAUACAAUGAUUUUUUUUUAUAUCAUAUGCAGGAGAGAUUGAUGGGUUUCCCUCUAGCACUCUGCCAUGCCAUGAGUACGCGCUGCAGCAGCAACGACUGGAAUUUCGAUGGCCAGCUGCUGGGUGGCACCAAGGCUUCCUGCAUAGAGAGCGAAAGCAAAGUAGUGGUGGUAGUCUUUUGACUUGCAUCUUUCUUGCUCCGAGGGGUCCUCAGGGACGAUGGAGAGUUGAAGGUCUUCUACGCGACUGUGUUGUUAUCGUACGGCCUGGCCACAGCUGGUGCUCAAAAGGCUCGCGGAUGAGUCGGCAACACAACUACAGUAGUUUUCUGUGUCCGGAGUUGCUGUACAGGGGAAAAGAUCCCCCCCCCUCCUGCACCGCGACCCCCCGGCGGGGCGCACUUUUCGAAAUAUAACGACCAAUUGUUCCACGGGUGUGUUCUCUGUAGCAGUACGGUGUUCCUUACCGUAUCGAUUUGUCCCGUGUCGUCGUUUGUGUGGGUUCUGUACCUGUCCCCGUAGCAAAAGUUAGAAUUGAAGGUGUACGCGGCGAAGAUUCGCUAUAUUAGAAAUAGAUGUCAAAGAACAACCAUCUUACAGU